CUUUCAUGUCAACCGCCAACGACAAUUGACUGUCUUUUACCUUCUUCGCGUGAUUUGCCACCAAGAAUCGCUCUUUUCUGCACAUCUAUCUCAUCUAGAAGCAUGAUGAGGCGAUCCCAAAGUGUACGGAAUCAGCCACGCCCAUCUUUAGCCCUAAUAUCCGAUGAUCUUGGUGUUCUUAGAGAAGGCGACGAGUCGAAUGAGGAUGUCCUUCGGAAGCAACUGAUUGAGAAAGAUAGAGAGUGUGAUCGGUUACAAACCCAAGUCCAGCAACUCCAGGCGCAGCUUGCUCAAAGGCCAUCAUUAGAAUCUGUCCAGGAGCUGCAAAAAGAACAUAAGAACUUGGAACUCCUUCUUCAAGGAACACAGAGAGAGAAUGAGCGUUGUAUGGCUGAUAUCGAAAGAGGAAAGACACGUGAAAAAAUGCUGGAACGUGAGUUGGCCCGGUUGGCGGGGGACAAUUGGCAGGUAUCACUAGACAUAGCGCCGAGUCCAGCAGCGUUCCAGCCACAUGCCACUCUUUCUGGGCAUCGACACUCGCUCCCUUCUGCCGCGUCCGACGCCAGUGGUGACAUUAACAACGCGGCGCUGUUAGCGCGUCUUGAUCAGAUUCGUUUGACCGUUUUGGGAAUGGAGCAAAGGGCCUUGCAGAGAGAGGAGAAGCUUAACAAGAAUAUUCAAGUGGCAGAAGCAGAAGCUCGAAAGUACGAAGAUAUAUCCAAGUCCUUGACUGCGUAGCAAGGUCUGUUCCUCACGAUUCAUCAACGAUACCGCACGAUACUGUUACACUAUCAUUUCAGGCCAUGGUCUAUUUGUAUUAUAGCACCCGCAACGUUGGAUUUAACGGCAAUCUGUAUAUAAGAGCCCGUAUAAUAUGUUUGUUCGAGUGAUUGAAGAGCAGUAAGAUCAAGCUUCUGGCAUUUCCUAGGACAUCGUAGCCAUCGAAAGACCAUGGCAAGAUUUGGAUUAUGAUAAUCCUAUGAGUCAUUGGAUGAAUUGCUUGAAAUAUAACCCCGCCUUUGGUAAUGUCUCAACGGAAUCCUGUAUUGGGGUCCUUUAUGGUACUCCGAUACUCCACCGACGUGGGAACUGUAUUCGUAUGGGGACCUCAAUUUGCCCCGGGGA
Desarmillaria tabescens is the source of this 1125-nucleotide messenger RNA. RefSeq lists its product as uncharacterized. Lineage: Eukaryota; Fungi; Basidiomycota; Agaricomycetes; Agaricales; Physalacriaceae. The transcript has 5 exons. Bases 103 to 738 code for a protein of 211 amino acids. The record is from RefSeq and is a predicted model, not a curated record.